This is a messenger RNA of Priapulus caudatus, 899 nucleotides long. RefSeq names its product anaphase-promoting complex subunit 4-like. The record is from RefSeq and is a predicted model, not a curated record. NCBI's taxonomy places the organism in Eukaryota, Metazoa, Priapulida, Priapulimorpha, Priapulimorphida, Priapulidae. Gene Ontology annotation, cellular component: anaphase-promoting complex; nuclear periphery. Gene Ontology annotation, biological process: protein K11-linked ubiquitination; anaphase-promoting complex-dependent catabolic process; positive regulation of mitotic metaphase/anaphase transition.
GUCAGCAACAGUACCUUCCAAAGCUUCACCAUUGAGCAAAAGUUACAUUGGAUCAAGCAGCAGCAAGCACACCGAGGAAUCACCAGAAGAUACAAAAAAGCUAAAGGAUCAAGUAAACCUCAAUAUAUUAGUAGUUGGCUGUGAGAAUGCUACAGUUCAUCUACUGGCAUAUGGGAUUUUCCCAGUUGCUCUACUGAAUUUAGCAGAUCACAGUGAAAAGGUCAAGCAUGGGAAGCUAGCAUCUGCUACUCUUACUAGUGACUUACAAAUGCUUUCUAUCUUACUGGAAUGUGCAGAGCCAAACAUGAAGGAGCUCUAUUUCUAUUCCUUCAAUAUGGAUCUGCUUUGCAAAAGACACAUGGAAAUACAGAUACUGGCUUCAAAGUUUGGCCAGAUUUCAUCACUGAUGGCAUACCUCGACGCAACUAUAACAGCAAUGACAGAAGCAUGGGAAGACAUCCUGCUAGAAAUGGACCUCAAGUUGGCAAAGUUUGCUGAGGAGAAGGCCAAGCUAGAUUCAGGGUCAGUCAGUGACGAUUUCCUUCAGCUACUGAUGUUUGGAACGUGUAGCGCGGAGCUGCAGCAGUUCCUUUUGUAUGAACUCACAGAAAAAGGUCUAAAAAAGCUUGGACAUUCACUGGAGACAUCAUAUUCCAACGUGCAAAAAUUGGUCCUAAAACACCUGCAGUCUGUCACACAAGCAUUAGCAUACCACCUAGGUGAUGUUAUGGGUAUGGCUCAGUGGAAAGACAAGUUUGGAGCACUGGGACUUACACCUGAAAAUUUGCAAGUGGUGUCCAGGAGUGUCGGCUCUUUCAUGCUGAAGGCAACUGAACUGCAGCAAGUAAUUGAUAACAGCAUGAAGAACUUUAAGGCUUUCUUCCGUUGGCUUUAUGUAG